Messenger RNA from Salmo salar (Atlantic salmon), 2062 nucleotides. Its product is annotated as adrenodoxin. Gene Ontology annotation, cellular component: mitochondrion. The record is from RefSeq and is a predicted model, not a curated record. Lineage: Eukaryota; Metazoa; Chordata; Actinopteri; Salmoniformes; Salmonidae. Gene Ontology annotation, biological process: P450-containing electron transport chain. Gene Ontology annotation, molecular function: 2 iron, 2 sulfur cluster binding; electron transfer activity.
GGUUGUAGGUGGGGUAAAUGUUUUCUGCUGCUUACAUUUCGCUCUCGCCUGGGUACAUUGAUACACCCCUGAACGUGCAUCAAUUGCUAUAGUUUUGGCUAUUUUACAUCGACGUUAGGGCAACAUGUCGGUUGCGUCUGCAUCAAUACAGUUUUUUACUCGUUUGUUACGAUAUCGAACGAAAUGUGCCGUUCCGUUUCACGCAGCAUCUAGGAUUUUAAUAUCACCAUACCUGCCCCAGGUCUUUGGCGGCAAUAAGGUGCUACUGGGCACCUGUGCACAGCCACUCAGGCAGAGCAGGCAACAGAUGGCACACAGACAGCAGAGUUGGGGACAGAUAUGCAGGGACAGACUGGCAGAGACAGGGAGUCUCAGGUCAGAGGAGAAGGUGACUGUCUAUUUCAUCAACCGCGAUGGGCGGAAGAUCACCACUUCGAGUGCCAAGGGCGACAGUCUUCUAGACCUGGUGGUCGAACAAAACCUAGAUAUUGAAGGUUUUGGUGCGUGUGAGGGGACCCUGGCCUGUUCCACCUGUCAUGUGAUCCUGGAUCAGAAGGUGUACAACCAGCUGGGGCCCAUCACUGAUGAGGAGAAUGACAUGCUGGACCUGGCCUUUGGCCUCACUGAUACGUCUCGUCUGGGUUGUCAGGUCUGCCUAUCCAGAGAUCUGGAGGGCAUAACGGUCCGUGUGCCAGACGGGGUGAACGACAUGCGGCGGUCUGAUGAUGCUGGACCUACACUGUAAAGCAUCUUGUUGUUUUUAUAGUAUUAUACAAAACUAACAGUAAAGUACUAUAUGAAUGAUUAAUUGCCCUAAAUCGAAAUGCAAUCUGGGUGGUUUUAGGCGUAACUGAUUAAUUGAUACUAUACAAUUCCUAAGAAACUUGGUUUAAAAGUACAUUCCUGUUAAAAAGUGCUAUAUUUCCAAUGGUACUGUAAUUCCACCCCACAGAAUACUGUACCCUUCCCUGUAGUGGGUUCAUGGUAUUGUUGUUUUCAUUAACAUAUUAUGAGGUGUGCCUUGUAAGAGGCUGCAUUUGUUCCACCGGUUAGUGAGAGUGAGGUACCAAUUUAACUGAUACAGUAUGUGGUAGUAGUGCCUCAACAAUUGAAUGUGCAUACAGUAGGGGACAGAUUGGAGUGGCAGCAAGUCUUAAACCUUUAAUGGUUUAGUAUUUGCCAUGUUCUUUGGUCUGUUUUGCCCUGUAGUCACUGCAAGUUUAGAAGCCUUUAGGGCCUCUAGAAGUGCAAGUGAUAUACAGUACCAGUCAAAAGUUUGGACACACCUACUCAUUCAAAGGUGUUUUUAAUUUUUUUACUAUUUUCUACAUUGUAGAAUAAUAGACAAGACAUCAAAACUAUGGAAUAACACAUAUGGAAUCAUGUAGUAACCAAAAAAGUGUUAAAUAUAUCAAAAUGUAUUUUAUAUUUGACAUUCUUCAAAGUAGCCACCCUUGCACACUCUUGGCAUUCUCUCAACCAGCUUCAUGAGGUAGUCACCUGGAAUGCAUUUGAGCCAAUCAGUUGUGUUGUGACAAGGUAGGGGUGUGUAUACAGAAUAUACCCCUAUUUGGUUAAAAACAUAUAUAUACAUGAAUAUACAUACUGUAUAUUCAAUAUUUUUAUAUAUAUAUAUAUAUAUAUAUAUAUAUAUAUAUAUAUAUAUAUAUAUAUAUAUAUAUAUAUAUAUUUAUAUUCACACUACCGUUCAAAAGUUUGGGGUCACUUAGAAAUGUCCUUGUUUAAAAUAAAAUAAAUUAUAAUAAAUUAUCCAUUAAAAUAACAUCAAAUUGAUCAGAAAUUCAGUGUAGACAUUGUUAAUGUUGUAAAUGACUAUUGUAGCUGGAAACGGCAGAUUUUUUAAAAAUGGAAUAUCUACAUAUUAUCAGCAACCAUCACUCCUGUGUUCCGCUAGUAACCUACAGUAAAUAGCUAGUAACCUACAGUAAAUAGCUAGUAACCCACAGUAAAUAGCCAGUAAGCGAAUGUCAAGUUUUGUUUAUAGAUAAAAUAUUUUGUAUUGUUGAAAUGCUGAAAUAAAAUUGUUUCCUAAUUAUUAAGA